This is a messenger RNA of Mytilus californianus (California mussel), 728 nucleotides long. RefSeq names its product universal stress protein in QAH/OAS sulfhydrylase 3'region-like. The coding region runs from base 271 to 705 and encodes 144 amino acids. Lineage: Eukaryota; Metazoa; Mollusca; Bivalvia; Mytilida; Mytilidae. The record is from RefSeq and is a predicted model, not a curated record. The transcript is spliced from 4 exons.
UCAAGGUUUUUUUUUAAAGGUUUACAUUUUUUAUGAAUACACAUGUUUCUAGCAGAUCACCCACAACAAAUCAAGUGUUUACAAGAUGUAUUUUUUAAAAUGAUUCCUAAAAAGUUUAAUACUAGUGAACUACUGUGAAGGCGGCAUAUUUUUGUUGGCUUUUAAGUAAUAUCAGUGACCCGUAGAAACUCAGGUAUAAGCUUUCAGUAGACCGAGGUUUGUGAAUUUCACAUAAACAGAUAAAACCAGACAUCUAGGAGGUUUAAUAACAUGGCGGAAACUGGAAAAUUAGUUUUGAUUUCUGUAGACGGAAGUAAACAUGCGGAUUAUGCUCUUGAAUUUUAUUCAAAGCAAAUUAAGGCACCUGGUGAUAAACUGACACUACUACACAUUCCACAAAUGUACUCAAUGAAGGACGCCAGUCCAGGUAUUGUGCAAGAUCUUAUGAAGAGGAUGAAGGCGGCGGCAGAAGAAAUGAAGGCAAAAUACCUUGCCAAAAUGACUGAAUUAGGAUUGCAAGGAGAUGUACAAAUUGGAUUCGGAGAUCCAGGAGAACAAAUCUGUGCAUUUGCAGCUAAAAGUCAUGCUGCUCUGAUAAUUAUGGGAACUAGAGGACUUGGUGCUAUUAGGCGGACAAUCAUGGGUAGUGUUAGUGACUAUGUUCUUCAUCAUGCACAUGUUCCAGUCUUAAUUUGCCACAAUUAAAAUUGUCAUAUCAUUUUUUGGAA